AUGUGGCGGUCUCUGGAGAAAGAGAGCAAUGAGGUGUAUGCAGGAGAGGCCCUUGAGCAUGCAAAGCUGGUCCCUGCUGAUCUGACAGUUCUUCAUCCUGAAUAUGUCCAAGCAAAAAAAUCAAACCUGAACUAUGAGAUGGCCAAGAUACAUUGGUCCUUUGCACUGGAAAUUGGUGUUGAAGGAGAGGGUACACCAUCAAUACACAAUGCUGCAGUAAAAGCAACGACCAAAGGAGCAAGCAAGGCUGGACAAACCGAACUCGCAAUGGAAACAGUGAAGCUCUUUGAUUGCUCUACUAUCAGUCGAAUGAUCAAAGAAAGUAUGUCAUGGUGGUCUUUGUUGCAGUGCUUUGUCCCCCUGUCAUGCAGGAAGUCCUCCUACACCUUCACAUCUGGGGUUACAAUGGAACCCUAUUCUCCACAGCGCCAUCAUGAGUACCAACAAAAGGGAAUGGAGAUAGUGGGACAAGUCAACACUGCAAGAGAGCAGCAAGACACCACUUUGGUCCACCUGAACCAAAUCAACCAGGAGAUAGAGACUUUGGUGUCAACGAAAAUGGACUUGGAAGCAAGGUGCUCUGGGUUGGACCUAGAAGAAGAAUGGCUGGAUGAGAAUGAAGGGUUCAUCCAUGAGAGAGCCUUCAUGGAUCCCAUGAAUUUUCAUGAAACAUCAUAA
Messenger RNA from Cantharellus anzutake, 678 nucleotides. RefSeq lists its product as uncharacterized. The transcript has 4 exons. The record is from RefSeq and is a predicted model, not a curated record. Lineage: Eukaryota; Fungi; Basidiomycota; Agaricomycetes; Cantharellales; Hydnaceae. Bases 1 to 678 code for a protein of 225 amino acids.